UAAAAACUGGAAAAAUUAUAAUAAAAUUCAACAUUAUUCCGGAGAACUACAACUGGACAACAACUGAAUAUUUAGAAUAUUUAAACAAAUAGCAUUUAAUUGUUACUAACUUCAUCAUGAAUAAAAGCUUAUUGACUCUAACAACUUUAACUGCCCUAUUGGCUGUGGCCUCAGCUCAAAUUGUUUCCAAAGGUGCCUGCCCUGAGAAUGUAAAGGUUGUGGAAGAUUUUAAUGUUGAAAAGUAUUUGGGUAAAUGGUAUGAAUAUGCCAAAUAUCCAGUGUAUUUCGAAGCCGAUGGCAAAUGUAUAUCGGCUGAAUAUUCCUUAAACUCUUCGGGCCUUGUUAAUGUUAAGAAUGCUUUGAUUAAUGAAAAAACUAAUGCCAAUUCCGAUAUCUUGGGUACUGCCACUUUGAUUUCGAAUGCCAAAUUAUUGGUUAAGUUCCCCGUUUCACCUGUUAUCACUGUUUCCAGUAACUACUGGGUUUUGGAUACCGAUUAUGACAACUAUACUGUGGUGUACUCCUGCACACCUGUGACAGAAAAUACACAUGCCACCAUUGUUUGGAUUUUGACACGCCAACCUCUUCCCGAGCCAACUAUCAUUGAAAAGGCUGUUAGUGUUUUGAAAACUAAUGACAUCUCUUUGCAGGAUUUGAAAAUUACCAACCAAAUUUCAUGCAAUGAAGAAACUGCUUAAAUUUGAAGCAUACAGCAACAAGUUUAAUGUUUGAAUUUUGAAUUAAUUGUCUUUUUUGAGAAAAGAAAAUAAAUAAUUAUGGUUGUUGCAACCAUUAAAAAUCUUGCAUAAUUA
Messenger RNA from Calliphora vicina (urban bluebottle blowfly), 812 nucleotides. RefSeq names its product apolipoprotein D-like. The record is from RefSeq and is a predicted model, not a curated record. Bases 117 to 698 code for a protein of 193 amino acids. Gene Ontology annotation, cellular component: cytoplasm. Gene Ontology annotation, molecular function: pigment binding. NCBI's taxonomy places the organism in Eukaryota, Metazoa, Arthropoda, Insecta, Diptera, Calliphoridae. Gene Ontology annotation, biological process: response to reactive oxygen species; lipid metabolic process. The transcript is spliced from 4 exons.